AUGCCUAAAAGAAAAAGGUGUACAAAUUUGAGGAGCAUUAUUGCUUCACCGUUUUCUCCUUGUAAAAAUCAAGUGUUCUUGAGUUUUAGGGGCAAAGACACUCGCAAGAAUUUUACUGAUCACCUCUAUGCAGCCCUGGUUCAAGCAGGGAUUCACACAUUUAGAGACGAUGAUGCAAUUCGGAGAGGAGAAAAUAUAGAUUUGGAGAUUGAAAAAGCAAUACAAGAAUCGAAACUAUCGAUAAUUGUUUUCUCAAAAGACUAUGCUUCAUCAAGGUGGUGCCUCGAUGAACUUGUAAUGAUCAUGGAACGUAGAAGGACUGCUGGAUGCAUAGUUUUGCCGGUGUUCUAUGAUGUGGAUCCUUCCCAAGUCGGAGAGCAAACAGGGAGCUUUGCUAAAGCAUUUGUGGAACAUGAAAAGCACUUCAAGGAUCAGAUGAAGCGGGUGAAUGGAUGGAGGAUUGCUUUGAAGGGAGUUGCAGAUUUAGCAGGAAUGAUUUUAGGAGAUGGGUAUGAGGCACAGUUUGUCCAAUCUAUUGUUGAGAAUGUCUCAAAGAAACUGCAUCCAUUGAUAUUUCACGUCCCCCUUCAUUUCAUUGGAAGAGAUUCUCUGAUAAACUGUCUCAACUCAUGGUUGCAAGAUGAGUCUCAUGGCGCUGCCAUUGCUAUAGUAUGUGGAAUUGGUGGAGUUGAUGGUUGCUCAAAUCUUGAUGGCCUGAAUAUGGAGUUAGAGCAGCUUCAGCAAAGAUGGUUGCUUCAAAGUGAUGGAGUUGCUGCAAAUACAUCAAACAUUGCAGCUAUGGCGUUGAAGUUAUUCUUUGGCUCUUGGUUUUCAACAAGGAAAAAAUCGAGAUUUACCACUUUUCCAUUGCCAUGUUCCUUGGUGGAGCUGAAUUUAGAUGGAACUCCAAUUCGUUCUCUACCAGAAAGCAUUAAGGGCCUCAGUACACUCAAUUACCUUAAUUUAAGAAAAUGCCAAAUGCUUGAGACACUCCCGGAGCUUCCAUCUAAUUUGCUAUUUGUAGAUGUGUCCAGUUGCUAUUCACUACAAAGAGUUACAAAUCUAAUCGAUAUCAUCAUUCAAGAGGAUUGUGAUCAAUUAGUUCAAGUCCAAGAUUUGAUUAAGCUAGAAUUGAUCCAAAAGUUUGACUUGCACAUGUUGAGAAUAGUGGAGACAGUCUGUCUUCAGAUAAAGCCUUCGUCAUUUCAGAUAACACUGAAGGACGACAUAUUCAUUGUUUUACUUCAAGGAUAUGAAUUUUUAUGUUUUUACGAGGAAGAAGAUGAGUGGCUACUUCAGAGUGAGUUUCAAGAGUUAUCAUUCAAAAUAUCCUCACCUUCUGAGCACCAGAUAUGUGGUUUUAACUUCUUCAUUAGUUGUUUUGCUCUAUCAGAAUUCAGUUCCAUACCUACUAUUGAUGUAGAUAUAAAAAACAAUACCAAGGGAAAAAGCAUGGUUUUUAGCCCCAACCAUGUUCUAAGAACAUCUGGCGUAUAUGGUAAAUUCUUAAUAUUAAGCCAUUGGAAAUGUGGGGGUGAGUUUGAUAAUGGUGAUGAAGUGAGUGUUUCAGUGCAUACCUACGAGCCAAGCAUUCAAAUAGACAUGUUUGGAGUACGAAUAAUGUAUGAAGAGGAAGGAAACAAUCAUAAUAUCCAAUCAAACAACGAAUUGGUCACAGCCUACAGCAGCUCAGCAAACAAUGAAGUCGUCAUAGCCCACAACGGCAGCUCCUCUUGGGACAACCAAGGUUUUGGUGCUGGAGAUGUAGCAAAAGCAAGUACUAGCAAACUGGUAGAGCUUGAGGUUAGAGCUUCUGAUACAAUGCAAGAAGACACAUCAGUUGAGCCUGUUGAGUAA
Molecule: messenger RNA, 1857 nt
Organism: Dovyalis caffra
Lineage: Eukaryota; Viridiplantae; Streptophyta; Magnoliopsida; Malpighiales; Salicaceae
Source: the annotation of a GenBank genome assembly